AAUUGUCUUUUUCGUCUGUUCUGUAAUCCUCUGUUCUUGUUGACACUAUUUGUCAUUAUCUAUGUGAUUUUAUUCAGAUGAGAAGUGUUUGUAUCUCAAUUUGAAUCAGGAAUCGUUCGGUUGAGAGGAAUUAAAAUUGUUGACAAUUUAAAUGAAUUAAUCUGGUGAUCAUCAUGAAAAAUAGUGUCUUCAUUUUCUGAGCUGUUGAUUAAUUGUUGAAAAUCAACAAAUUGCUCAGUUUUUAUAAGACAAAGAGGGCUGGUGGUAAAUUAACGGAAGGUUACGUUUGACCUGACAGAAUUGAAGACAGAAAGACGAUUCUGAUGGUUACCACGAUCACAAUCUAAAGGGUUGGAAUCAUUUGCAAAUCAACUUCCAAAUGGAUCAAGUUUGAUUGUUUUCUAUGUGUGUUAUGAUUAAACCAACGAUUGUAUGUUAACUAAUUAUCGUCAAAUGUUGUCGUUGGAGAAAAGUGAUUAACUUUUAUCAAGACUAUAAGAUUCUGAGAAAGUAAAUCAUUGAUUUGGAAUCAAAGAUUAUGUAGAAUGUCCUUUCUACAAUCAAUUCUACUAUUAACAUUGAUUCCAUGGGUUUAUUGUGAAGAUUCAGUGAAAGAAAAUAAUUUAACUACUCGUGUUAACGAUGAUGGAGCCGAUAAACAGACAACAUCCAAUCAAGCCUAUCAACCAAUGUUCAAUUCGGACAGUGUAAGGCCAAUUAUGGUUCAGCGAUAUCCUUACCUAGUUCCCGAUGAACGCGUUUAUCAACCUUAUGGCUACAAAGUCCCACCAACGCCCAUGAAAUAUCCGUCGCCAUGGCCUCAGCCGAUUCCCUGGCCACCAAAAUAUCCUCCAGCUAAACCUGAAGAGGAAAAGGAAGAUCUUGAGAAAUCAUUUCUCAAAGUUAUGUAUCCAGCGAUUAUAAUCUUUGCCAUAGGUUCAAUUUUUAUUCCAAUUCUGAUAAUCUACAAUUAUAAGAGUAUCUAUGGAUUGGGCGGUGGACCGGUUGGAGGCUGUGGUUGCGCCAAGAAAGAUGGUAAACGACAAAGAGCUCGAUUGGGACGAUUACAUUUAAUUAGUAAUCUAAUUAACUUAAUGGUGACCAUUGAAAAAGCUUUAGCAGAGGUUGAACGUAAAUUCAGCGUUGGUACAAAUAGUCAAAACCCUUCAUCAAAUAGUAAAAUUAAAUUGUAAACAAAGUGAUCAUAAUUGACUUUUGGAAACCCUGAUUACUACAACCAUACACACAACUUCAUCAUCCACAAUUAAGUUAAUUAUCAGCAUUUUCAUUAAUUCUCAUCAAUAUUUUUAUAUUUAUAAACACAUACACACACACAAUGUUAAUAGUCGUUGGAAAUUUAUAAUUUUAUUUACAAUGUUACAAUGAAGGUUUAAUUUAUUAGUCUUGCUCAAUUUAUAUCAACUCAAUUAACUGGUCCAACUGAUUAACCAUCCCAAUGAAAAAUUAUUCAAUACUUGGAGGUUAAUUGUUGACGAUUAACACAAACCUUUUCAACAGUUUCCAUCAUUAUCAUCACCAAGGUAAUACAACCGUUAACUUACAUAUUAGCAUAAAGGCCAAUCAACAAUCAACUAAAUGGUGGAAAGUAAAAAAGAAAACAGGAUUGAAAAUGUUCAUCAUCAUCACCACCACCAGAAUUAUCAUAAUUGAACUUAGAAACAAAGAGUUAAAUGAAUGAAUAACAAGUUAUCAUCCUGAUGAAAAGUCCAUUCAAAUUAAAAGGAGGAAGAAGAUGAUUAUGAAUCGUAUAAAGUAAUAUUCAUCGUUUGAUUGAUUAAUACUCAGAGAAAUUAAAUUCAGGUUCCUCCAUCGGUCAACAUCCUAGGCACGGUUGUGUCGUUUUCCUGGCAGAAAUGGGAAAAAAUUCACCUGAGUGGAUGAUUAAAUUGCUGAAAAUUCAUGUUGCAUGAUUUCAUGGGGAUGAUGUUGCUGUUUAACCCCAAUGAAUAAAAAAAAAGAGGAAGAUGCCAAAGAUGAGGAUAACCUUUUGUUUUCGUGCCUCAAGCUAAAUAACCGUUUUGAUGAUAGACCAAAGGACCAAUGUUUUGGAGCAACGAUCUAACCGGUAGCUCUUUUCAUGGUAAAAGGGAAAAGUUUUUCACAACUUUUGGAUCAUUGACUUAUGAUUGAAAUUAACUGAUUCUCUCAUUCAACUCAUUUGAAUAACAUGAAAAUUUUGACAACAUU
Panonychus citri (citrus red mite) is the source of this 2208-nucleotide messenger RNA. RefSeq lists its product as uncharacterized. The record is from RefSeq and is a predicted model, not a curated record. The transcript has 3 exons. Lineage: Eukaryota; Metazoa; Arthropoda; Arachnida; Trombidiformes; Tetranychidae. The coding region runs from base 546 to 1193 and encodes 215 amino acids.